UGUUUUAGUAAUAUCCCGGCUUCAUGGAUGAGCUUGCACCCAAAUGCCCUCAGGUCCUCCUCCAAAUCCGCAGGUAUACCAUCCCCUCCAGAGGGCGUGCGUUCUAUCUGAGAUGUCGAAGCUAGUGGCACCAGAUCGACAUGCAUGUCUGAUGCUCCUCCCAAGCGUUGCACCAACGCAGACUGGAAGAUUACUGAAUUCAAUCUCCGCGGCACUAAAUACACGCACAACUUCAGAAACCACGAAAUAUCUGAAUCAUGCAACUCCCCAUGAGCGGUCUACCUCCCAAACCAGAAGUUAGCAGAACAGCAAGUAGUUGGCCUGAACCUACAGACGACAGGAGAUAUGUAGGUCGGCCGGUGCCAAUGGCUGGACCAGACCAUUAUCGUCCCCGACGCGACGACAGAGACAGAGACAGAGACCGUGAUCGCGAACGAGACAGGGACAGGGACAGGGGCAGAGAACGAGAUAGAGACAGAGAUAGAAGCUAUCACCCUCCCCGGUCACCACCACCACGUUCGCCUCGAGGAAGAGACACCUACACGUCACCUUCUCGAAACGACACCCAUCGCGAGUACUAUCACCGUGACGAGCGCCCCAGGGGAGAGAGAGGAUGGGAACCAGACAGAAGGGCUUCGGAGCGUAGGGACGACAGGGCUUGGACGCGCGAUGAGCAUACAGGGAGGGGGCGAGGGCGCGGGAGGGGUCGUGUUUCACCGCGCAGAGGGAAUACCUACCGUGGUGGUGGAGGAAGCUGGCGAGGCCGCGAUUCGGAGCGAGAUAGGGACUAUGGAGGGAGGGGAAGGAGUCGAGAGUAUGACAGGAAUCAUCACGAUAGACGAAGAUUCGAUGAUAGGGAAAGAUCGAGUAUGCACAGAGCUCCGUAUUCUCCACGUCAAGAUUCAAAUGAACGCCGUCGGGAGCACUAUUCGCCUGUCAGGUCUCCUCGUCGUUCAUACUCACCCAGGAGACACAGCAGGCCACCUUCCCCUGAUGGCAGCACUCAUCGACAUUCAUCCAGAUCUCCGGUAAAGCGCGAGCCAGGACAUUCUCCCCGUCCACCUUCAGCGCCCCCAAGCCGCUAUUCAGACCACCGCGGUGAUGACAGGCGACGCGGGAGUCACACUCCCAGUCCCCGUCCCUCAAAGCGCUCCUUGUCUCAAGAUGUCAAGCCAGAGCCUACGCAUGAAGAAACGCAUCUCCCGGCUUCUCCAACACACUCCCAACGCUCGCUCCGCGCCCCAGAAGAAAAACCAGCCACAAAGUCUGCCUCCCCGUAUGCCAAAGCUGAAUCUAACGAUGACCUACACCACGUUCAAGAUGUCAAAGUCCAGUCAAUCCUUGAAGAUGCUCGCUCUCCGGCUUCAAGCCCAAAAGCCAAGGAGGAAUCAGCAGACCAAGAUGCCGAGGGAGACUUCAAAAUGCGCGACCGUUCUCCCCAUCCACCGUCCCACUCACCUUAUCACGCUAUUAAAACGCCUCCAACUCCAGCAUCUCCCGCUCCAUCCUUUAAACACCCAAUACCGGAAAACCCCUCAGGUGAUAUGCCUAGACCCCCCACAGCACCUUUCCUACCCCCCUUCACGCGCCGGGAAACUCUCAAAGAACGCCUAGGCCAAAAAUAUAAAGAUGAGCUAUCCCAAAUCGAAGCUAUCGAAGCUAGCCGUUCGCGUGCAGCAUCCGAACAGGUGCAAAACUCCAAAGCCGUCCGUCGAGCGUUGCACGAACUGGAUCUCACGACUAUAGACCUUCGUGCUGCUCAGAUACGACGCGAGCAUGCGGAGAAUCACCGGAAGAAAGCUGCGAGUGCCAAUGGUUUUUUUGAUUUUGAGGCAGAGUUUCCUAUAGCUUGAGCUCCGAGUACUAAUCCCUACUAGACCAGUAUCACGAGCUGUGUAACGUAACUGGAAGGCUACUGCUGGCUACCGCCACCGAUGCUAAUAAUAACUGCCUGACGUACUAUCUUGUG
Messenger RNA from Suillus fuscotomentosus, 1969 nucleotides. RefSeq lists its product as uncharacterized. Bases 258 to 1853 code for a protein of 531 amino acids. Lineage: Eukaryota; Fungi; Basidiomycota; Agaricomycetes; Boletales; Suillaceae. The transcript is spliced from 3 exons. The record is from RefSeq and is a predicted model, not a curated record.